AUGGCUAGUACCAAGCGGAUAAAGGGAGAGUAUACUCGGUGGACGCCGCUGGAACUGGGCUCAACCGAGACUUUAGACGUUUCUAGUGAUGAAUACAAUCCCAAUAAGUUGUUUUCUGAGUACGUGGUGGCUCGGAAACCGGUGAAAUUACGGGGUUCUGUUUCUGAUUUCAAUUGGCAAGCACUCGAUUUGGACGCCAUCGAGGCGACGUUGGACUAUGACGACCACCUAUGGGUGGAGGAGAAGCACUCGGGAGGGUUUGGUGGCGGCCACCAGCGGGUCCGGAUGACGCUUGCGGAGUUAGUCGACCAAUUGAAACAGGGGGUUGAUCGCUAUUAUCUUACGACACAGUACGAUCAAGAAGAAGAUAAUACUGGAGAAGAUGGAGAUGACGAUGAGGAAGACGAGGAAAAGGUUACUGAUCAAGUUGAGGCCCUGGAGCAGAAGAUUGGUGAUGACGAAGAAGAAGACGACUUUGACGACUCAGAUGAAGAGGAAGGAGACGACUCUGAUGAUGCCGACGCCCGCCUCCGUCAGUUGCUCCAACCGCCGUUGACAAACCUCAUUUUCAACCCGGAAUUUCCGAUAAAUCACCCGUUACUCCCCACGCUUAUUCCACAACAAAUCAACUUAUGGAUGGGCCAGGCGCCGAAACUGAGUCAAACCCGACCUGAAAUUGAUACUACCAAACCUGAUGGUGGGUUAGGGAGGUACAUUCCUCCAGUUACUCACGAGGGAGCCCAAUUAACGGGUACCUCACUGGGGCUCCACCAUGACCACGCUGACAACCUCUACGUCGUGGUGAGCGGUGUCAAACGAUUCACAUUGUUCCCCCCGAGUAAUGUUUACGAUUUGAACACGGUGGGUACCGUAUACCGUGUGUUUAACCUGGGGGUUAUCGAUUAUGUCGCUGACUCCAAACUGCCCAAUUGGCACCAGUUACGUGACGACGGGGCCGUUGUCGCUCAAGUGGAAGCGUGGAAGAAUGGAAAGGAAGCCGAAGAGACCCUGGAGGGCAAUAUUGGUGGUGAAAAUGAUUAUAAUAAUAAGGCAAAACACCCUCCCUCGUUCUCUACGAUCCCCCCGGCGUUACUCCACAUUGAUGACGUUGAAGACGAUGAAUACAGGGAAAAAUUGAUGGCACUAACUCGUGAAAGCUACCCUCAAUUGCUCAGUUUACCCCGGCUUACGGUAUGGUUGAAACCAGGGGAAAUGCUCUAUUUACCUACCGGUUGGUUCCACGAGGUGCUGAGCUUCGGCGAUCAGCCCCACAUCGCUGUAAAUUACUGGUUUAUCCCCCCCGUCACUGGAAAAUACGCUGAUCCUUACCAUGACGACAACUACUGGCAAUCUGAUUGGGCCAAGACGAAAGCCGUGGUCGAUUCCAUGAGAGCCCUAGCCGUCAGCGACGACGACGAAGAAGACGAAGAAGACGAAGAAGAAGGAGAUGAGCUAGAGGAAGAAGACGAGGCAGAAGAUGAUGAGUAA
Molecule: messenger RNA, 1488 nt
Organism: Diutina rugosa
Lineage: Eukaryota; Fungi; Ascomycota; Pichiomycetes; Serinales; Debaryomycetaceae
Exons: 1
Coding region: 1-1488 (495 amino acids)
Molecular function (GO): 2-oxoglutarate-dependent dioxygenase activity
Source: RefSeq, a predicted model, not a curated record